CACAUUCUCCCUCCUUUCCUUUUCAGACCUGAUAGGGUGAAUCUCCCGACCAAGCGAGCACUGUUUUAGCCUUUAGAUCAGACAGCUGUUACUAUUUGUUAGUUUUUCUGCACUAAUCCGAGUCCCUUUCGCGUGAAUCCGGUCCGCCGGACCCGGGACCAGACAGACACCAUGGGCUGCGCCGGGUUCACCUGCUCCAAACACUCCCUGGGGGCGCUCAACAUCCUCUACGUGAUGGUGAGCCUGCUGAUGAUCGGGAUCGCCGCGUGGGGGAAGUGGUUCGGCCUGGUGUCCAGCUUCCAGGUGGUGGGCGGCGUCAUCGGGGUGGGGGUCUUCCUGUUCUUCGUGGCCCUGGCCGGCCUCAUCGGCGCCAUGAAGCAUCACCAAGUCCUCCUCUUCUUCUACAUGAUCGUCUUGUUCAUGGUGUUCAUCGUGCAGUUCUCCGUCUCCAGCGCAUGUCUGGCCAUCAACAAAGAGCAGCAGGAGCAUCUCCUGGAGGUGGGCUGGAACAACUCUCAGAGCACCCAGAGGGACGUGGAGAAGAGCUUCAACUGCUGCGGCUUCAGGCAGGUGGAGUACAACUCCACCUGCGACGCUGCCUGCUACCCCAACAACUCGUGCUCGCCGUGCGGGGAGCAGAUCCAGGCGCACGCGGGCCAGGUGCUGCGCUACGUGGGCGGCCUGGGCCUCUUCUUCAGCUUCACUGAGAUGCUGGGGGUUUGGUUCACGUACCGCUACAGGAACCAGAAAGAUCCGCGGGCCAACCCCAGUGCCUUCCUCUAGAGACCCCCCAGACACGACGCCCCUCUGCACUGUCCGCUCACUUCUGCGCUGAUCUCCUCAUGUAUGUUGUUUUUAUGAAGGUGUUUUUAUUUAACGAGAGGUGUGUACCGCUACUGAACAGAAAUACAGAUCACUUUGGACUUGAAGGAUGCUGCAUGUACCGGGUUUUUAUUCUGAGUGAGAGGUUUGCAUGACGUCCAUUAUCUAGAACCCCUGCAGAGGCAACCAGAAACAUGGUGUAUAAACAUGCUGUUAACAUGGUGUUAACAUGGUGUUAACAUGGUGUUAAGAUGGUGUUAGCAUGGUGUGUAAACAUGGUGUUAACAUGGUCUAUAAACAUGUUGUUAACAUGGUUUAUUAACAUGAUGAAUGCACCAUGUUUGGGAAAUAGUUUGUGUCCAUUUUGCUGUGUAUGAAAAUAUGUAUGCAGGCCUGCUUUUUCUAUUUAACUCCAUCAAUUGUAUUCAAAUAUGUUUUUAUUGAUCUUAACUGUGAAACGCUAAAAUCUGCUGAAUGCAAUAAUGUCAAUCUUUAGCACUAAUGAUCACAGUAAGUUAUUCAAAACUGAAUUUCAAGGUUCCUGAUUGUGCACCUGUUGUAGUUGAGGUUUGUGUGUGUGUGUGUGUGUGUGUGUGUGUGUGUGUGUGUGUGUGUGUGUGUGUGUGUGUGUGUGUGUGUGUGUGUGUGUGUGUGUGUGUGUGUGUGUGUGUGUGUGUGUGUGUGUUUCCUAAUGCUCCACGGCUGGUGGCCGUCGUGUGUUUUCUGCCUUCUGCAUGAUUCUGAGUAACGCGCUACUGGGAAGCUACUUAUUCGUCUCUUUGUACUGUACAGAUUAAACCGAAACAAAAUGUAUAAUUUCAUGCUAUUGUUUUGAGUUUGAGAUCCAAUUGAUGUGAAAAUGUAUUCAACCUCGAAAGGUUAAUAAAACACGU
Messenger RNA from Gadus chalcogrammus (walleye pollock), 1715 nucleotides. It is a transcript of the gene tspan13b, whose product is annotated as tetraspanin 13b. The record is from RefSeq and is a predicted model, not a curated record. The transcript has 6 exons. Lineage: Eukaryota; Metazoa; Chordata; Actinopteri; Gadiformes; Gadidae. Bases 172 to 783 code for a protein of 203 amino acids. Gene Ontology annotation, cellular component: membrane.